GCAAUUCCAUGUCUGAAGAACUACAUUCCGACCUGAUUGCGUCGAUUUUCGGCGGGAAGCCUGCCAAAAUCGAGGAAUUCUUCUCGAAAUGGAAUUUCGCGAACGCCGCUGUCUCAAAAUUCGAUAUGGCGAACUCGGCAAAGAAUGAGCUCGGAGACCGGAUUUGUGAGGUUAUAGAAAACGGAGAGCUGACCCACGUGCUGCUGGAGACGAUAAAGAUUUUGAGUAGGGAAAAAGAUGGAUUGGAGGGCCUCCUGAACGACCCGCUCUGCGAUAAAAUCCUCGCCUUCGCGGAACUCUCGUCAAACGAAAAUAACUCGAAAACUGUCCACACACUAAUGGAGGCGCAAAAAUGUCUAAUCAACACUUUGUUUCACUCACAACGAAUGAGAGAUCGAUUUUAUGCAAACCCGAAAACUGGUGAAAAUUUGCAAUUUUUCCUCGGAGAAUUCGAGGAAAACCGCCGAAAAACGUCGUCAAUCGAUUGGAUUCGCCUUCUGAAUCCGGUUCAAGCCGCCGAAAUUUGGUAUUUCUAUCAUCGGAUCGCUUUUAUUGCAACUGCAUUGGGCAGGGAAUUUCAGAAAAACUGGGCCAACGACCCAAAAACCAUUGAUUCUCUGCUUUUGGCCGUCGAAAUUUGCACAAAUCGAUCAGAAAACAGCACUCAGGAUAUAAAUCGAGCUACCGAGGCGUUGAAGACGUUUUUCAACGUUUUUUGCCAUUUUCACGGAGAUGUGAAGGCUAUUGAUCAUAAAAACGCGGCAAAAACGUGCCAAAUCCUUCGUGACGCAAUUUGCUCCGAUGUGCUCACCGAUGACGUCGUUCAAUCUGCAAUUCAUUGCUUAUCAGUUCCACCACUACCAAUGGUCCUCUCAGUACUUUGUGGAAAAAAUUCAAAAAAUAACGGAGGAGAAAACGAGGAGGAGAAAUUCUUUGUUGAGGAACUUAGCAAUAUGCAGCUCACCGAGGCAAUUCUCAUGCAUUUGGAUAAGCAACUAACAAAAGUCGUUGCUCUACUGCUCAAUGAUGCUCCAAAUCAGCAGCAGAAUCCAAUGUUGUCGGCAGAAGCUUCAACACUUACAGAUCUUGUUGGACCAUAUUUUCAAGUUCUCGCUAGGCUUUGUACGGAUAGUAAAUAUGUUCGCAGAUAUUGUAGAAUUCGGGUAAUUCCCCCACUGGUAUCAGAAGAAGUGCAAAAACGGCCGGAGGAGAACAAUACACUACGUGGCCGAAUCGCUAGAAUUAUGAUGCUUCCGUCGUCAACGAAAGAUGUCGCCGCCGAGUUCCUUUUCAUUAUUUGCAAGAGAUCAGUGAAUCGAAUGAUCAAAUACCUUGGAUUCGGCCACUCGGCCGGUCACCUCGCAAAUUUGGGUCUUCUCGGACAAAUCAAUCAACCAAAACACGCGUCGGACAGUGAGGAUAGUGAAACUGAGGAUUAUAAUCAGAUUAAGGAUAGUGUAAAUCCAGUGACCGGAGCAAUUUAUCCAUCGGAUCACGGAAGUGCACUUGCCGGAAUGUCUGAAGAGCAAAAAGAGUAUGAAGCGAUGAAGCUGGUUGAUGCUAUGAAUCAAAUGAUGGAAACUGGAAUUGUGAAGCCCGGAACCAUUGGAGAUGACGGAAAAAUUCGCGAAGUCAGCCAUGUGUUGGAGCUCCUGAAGAAUGCUCCAGAACCAGCGCCGGCUGAGAAUUCGGAUUCUGAUGAAGAAUAAUUAUUUUUGAUUUUUCCAUUUUAACAUUUUGAAAAAAAUUCUUUUUAAAAAACCUUUAAAAAUUUGAAAAUAGCGAAUUUUUUUUUCUAUUUUUAUCUUAUAACACACUACAAAAUAUUGUUCAAAUUUUCCCUCACAGAAAUUUUCAAAAAAUUUCUCAAAAAGUGCCUAAAAUCCUGAAAUUUCCCCCUUUUUGUCUAAAAAUUCACUAAAAUCUUAUGAAUUUUCCACACAAAAAAAAGUGGAAUUUUUGUAUCAAUUUUACCAUCUGAAUUUGAGAAAUUACAUUCAAAAAUACACAAAAACAAUUUCCAAAUUUUCCACAUUUUUCGUUGAAAACAUUUUUUACCCAAAAAUCCCUCAAAUUUUGAAUUAUUCAAAAGUUUUUCCUGACAAAAUCCCCAUUUUUAUUGUAUUUUCCCCCCUCAAAACCCCCAAAAAUGGUCUAAAAAUCACAAUUUUCAAUGUGUAUAUUCCCCUUUAUUUCAGAUCUCUCAACGCAAAAUAUGCCAAUUUCCAAAGCUUUACCCCUUUUUUUAGUCAACUUACAGAAGUUCUCAAUCUAUUUUUCUUGUGAAUUUUAAUAAAUUUUGAUAUUUAUAAAGU
Molecule: messenger RNA, 2315 nt
Organism: Caenorhabditis elegans
Lineage: Eukaryota; Metazoa; Nematoda; Chromadorea; Rhabditida; Rhabditidae
Gene: ric-8
Product: Chaperone ric-8
Exons: 11
Coding region: 9-1709 (566 amino acids)
Biological process (GO): protein folding
Cellular component (GO): cell cortex
Source: RefSeq, marked reviewed